GACUUUUCAUUGGGACGCGUGAUCUGUGAAGGGAUUUGGCGCGAGUUUGUCGUGGUGGAAGUGAGUGUGAGCUGUGUGAACCAGGACCGUACCAUGCCUGCUGUGGAAGUGCCGCUCGCUGACCCCGCUUCAUCUGAAUCUGAGAUGGCUCCAUUACUGGAUGGAUUAAUAACUCCAGCAAUGUUGAAGGAAGAGGAAAAGCUUGAGAAAGCAGCUCAAGUUGAAGAGCAGAAAAUGAUGGAAAAGGCUCAGAGGUCUUGGGAAAGAGACUCCAAUGAAAUGCGCUAUAAAAGGCUCCAGCAUUUACUUGAGAAAAGUAACAUUUAUUCCAAGUUCCUUUUAACUAAAAUGGAACAGCAGCAGCUGGAGGAGAUUAAAAGGAAAGAAAAACUUGAAAAGAAGCCGAAAUCUAAACAGCCAAAAGAAACUUCCGACAAAACAGCUCAGGCAAAGAAAAGACCACGUGAGGAAAGCUAUUGUAUCGCAGAUGUCAUGUCAAAAGAAGAUAUUUUAACAGCCUCCAAACGAUCCAAGCAGGAUUCGGAGAAUGAUUCUUCUGCCUGUAAACUAACAUCUGAAGAGAUUGAGCAGAUGGGAGAUUCGAACACUAUAAUUAAAGAUCGCCUGAAUCAAGCUGUGAGGCACAGUGCUAAGCAUAUGCUGGACCCAGUGAGGAAAGUAGAUGGCCAACCAGUUCCUUUUCAACAGCCAAAGUACUUUGUUGGAGGUGUGAUGCGCUGGUACCAAGUGGAAGGCAUGGAAUGGCUCAGGAUGUUGUGGGAGAAUGGAAUUAAUGGCAUUUUGGCUGAUGAAAUGGGCUUGGGAAAGACGGUCCAAUGUAUUGCUACUAUAGCGAUGAUGAUUGAAAGAGGUGUACCUGGACCAUUCUUGGUUUGUGGCCCUUUGUCUACACUUCCUAACUGGAUGUCUGAGUUUAAACGGUUCUCUCCUGAGAUUCCAGUGCUGCUUUACCAUGGUACCCAAAAAGAACGUCUUCAAUUGGCAAAAAAAAUUAAUAAACGAGAUGGGGCUUUGCAGAUUUAUCCUGUGGUUGUCACAUCUUUUGAGAUUGCUAUGAGGGAUCGUCCAGUCUUGCAGCAUAGAUCCUGGAAAUACAUGAUUCUAGAUGAAGGACACAGGAUUAAAAAUAUGAACUGUCGACUUAUAAGAGAAUUAAAGCAAAUUCGGUCUGACAAUAAGCUGCUCCUCACUGGGACACCACUACAGAACAACCUAGCAGAACUGUGGUCUCUAUUGAAUUUCCUGCUACCGGAUGUGUUUGAUGAUUUGAGAAGCUUUGAAUCCUGGUUUGAUAUAACUGGUAUCUCUCAGAAUGCUAAAGACCUUGUGGUCCAGGAACGCGAACAGAACAUUUUACAUAUGCUGCACCAGAUUUUAACACCUUUCCUGUUAAGAAGACUAAAAACUGAUGUAACACUGGAGGUGCCCCCAAAGCGAGAAGUUAUUGUCUAUGCUCCAUUAACAAAGAAACAAGAGGAGUUUUACACAGCCAUAGUGAAUCGGACCAUUGAAAAAAUUGUUGGACAGGACAAGCCCGCAGAGCCAGUACUAAAAGGGAAAAGAAAAAGUCGCAAAGUGGUGAAUUAUAGUGAGGUGGAUAAAGAAGAUCCAGAUGAACUUUUCAGCCGCCUCCUCAAACAGCAGGAAGCUGAACAAGAAAGGACUGUGAAGGAAGUCAAGGAAGUCAAUCUGCCAGGGAUUGCAGAAGUGAACCUUAAAAUGAGCAAUAUCAUGAUGUUGUUGAGAAAAUGUUGUAACCACCCAUAUUUGAUUGAAUAUCCUCUAGAUCCUGCAACCCAAGAGUUCAAGAUUGAUAAGGAACUGAUAACUAGUUCAGGAAAGUUCUUGCUCUUGGAUCGGAUGUUGCCAGAAAUGAAGAAAAGAGGACACAAGAUUUUGAUCUUCUCACAAAUGACAAUGAUGUUGGACAUAAUAAUGGAUUACUGCUAUUACAGAGAUUUCACCUUCUGUAGAUUGGAUGGAACUAUGAAAUAUACAGAAAGAGAAGAGAAUAUGCGCAAGUUUAAUACUGAUCCUGAUGUUUUCAUCUUUCUGGUUAGCACACGAGCAGGGGGACUAGGAAUUAACUUAACAGCAGCGGAUACUGUAAUCAUUUACGACAGUGACUGGAAUCCUCAAGCUGACCUUCAAGCCCAGGACAGAUGCCACAGAAUUGGUCAGACAAAACCUGUUGUGGUGUAUAGACUAGUGACUGCAAAUACUAUAGAUCAAAAAAUUGUAGAAAGGGCAGCAGCCAAAAGGAAGCUGGAGAAGCUGGUCAUCCACAAAAAUAAAUUUAAAGGUGGACACAAUGGAAUGAACCAAUCUAAAAGCUGUCUUGAUCCAAAAGAAUUACUGGAGUUGCUUCAGUCCCGGGAUCAUGAAAGAGAAGUAAAAGGAUCUAAUGGAAAAGUCAUAAGUGACAAAGACCUUGAAUUAUUACUUGAUAGAAGUGACCUCAUGGAACAAAUGAAAAAUAAUGCACGCUGCAAAGAAAGUGAGAAGUUUAUGGUUCUUGAAGACGAGGAGGAAAUUACAGUCUGAGAUGCCCAGACUAGUUCACUCUGCACUUCUUCUUUCUACUUGGUUUGCUUAUAACUGUAGGUUAGAGCAAUAUACCUGCCUUGUCACAGUAGUUUAAUUUAGACCUGAGAAGGUUCUUUUUAAAGUACCAGUGUCUUUCUAGAACUUUGCAAUGCCAUGCCCAUCACUGCACUUUUACUUGACUUCAAGGUUAUGUUAAUGAACAGUCUUCCUGUGGAAGUAUUUUUAUGUUUUUGUUUUUAUAAUUGUUACAAAACCUGUUAAUAAAGGACUUGACUCUUUAUGUGAAAA
This is a messenger RNA of Rana temporaria (common frog), 2856 nucleotides long. It is a transcript of the gene HELLS, whose product is annotated as helicase, lymphoid specific. Gene Ontology annotation, cellular component: pericentric heterochromatin; nucleus. Bases 94 to 2565 code for a protein of 823 amino acids. The record is from RefSeq and is a predicted model, not a curated record. The transcript is spliced from 22 exons. NCBI's taxonomy places the organism in Eukaryota, Metazoa, Chordata, Amphibia, Anura, Ranidae. Gene Ontology annotation, molecular function: ATP-dependent chromatin remodeler activity; ATP binding; chromatin binding. Gene Ontology annotation, biological process: pericentric heterochromatin formation; DNA methylation-dependent constitutive heterochromatin formation; lymphocyte proliferation.